GAGUAGACUACUAAUGAUCACUGCCUUUAGACAAAUAGCAAGCAAGAGAUGUUUAGCUACCGCUGCAUCUCCAGCUGCCAAGCUUCCAUUCACUGAUAACAAAUCCAAACUUGAUAGAGCUACCUUGACCAUCAAAAACGGGCCCGUGUUUAGUGGUUAUUCCUUUGGUGCCAACAAGAAUGUCAGUGGUGAAGCUGUGUUCACUACCUCGUUGGUGGGGUACCCUGAAUCCAUGACUGAUCCUUCGUACAAGGGACAAAUCUUGUGUUUCACCCAACCAUUAAUUGGUAACUACGGUGUUCCUUCUUCGUCUGUCAAGGACCAAUUUGAUUUAUUGAAAUAUGUUGAAAGUCCUCAAGUGCAAUGUAUUGGUAUUGUUGUGGCUGAUGUGGCUUUGGAAUACUCACAUUGGACCGCAGUUGAGUCCUUGCAACAAUGGUGUCAAAGAUCCGGUGUUGCUGCCAUUACUGGGGUCGAUACUAGACAAUUAGUCACAUACCUUAGAGAACAAGGUUCGUCCUUGGGAAAAAUUACUAUUGGUGAAGAAUAUGAUGCUGAUGAAGAUGCAGCAUUUGACGAUCCUGAAACUGUUAACUUGGUUCAUAAAGUUACUACUAAAGCUCCAUUCCACAUUGCUUGUCCUCCAGAACACUCUAAAAACAUUCACAUUGCCGUAUUGGACUGUGGUGUCAAGGAAAACAUCUUGAGAUGUCUUGUUCAAAGAGGUGCUUCCCUUACUGUGUUCCCAUACGAUUACCCAAUCCACAAGAUCGCCAAUAAGUUUGAUGGGGUUUUCAUUUCCAAUGGUCCAGGUGAUCCAACCCACUGUUCUUCUACUGUUCAACAUUUGCGUCAAACCAUGGACACCCAUCGUGAAUUACCAAUUUUCGGAAUUUGUUUAGGACAUCAAUUAUUAGCAUUAGCCUCCGGUGCCAAGACCAUCAAGUUGAAGUACGGUAACAGAGCCCAUAAUAUCCCAGCCUUGGACUUGAUCACAGGUAAAUGUCAUAUAACUUCUCAAAACCACGGGUAUGCUGUUGAUGCCACCACUUUGAGUCCAGAAUGGGAGCCAUAUUUCACCAAUUUGAACGAUUUAAGUAACGAAGGUAUGAUUCAUAAGUUCCAACCUGUUUUCAGUACCCAGUUCCAUCCAGAAGCUAAAGGUGGUCCAUUGGACACUUCAUUCUUGUUUGACAAGUUUUUUGAAAAUAUCGAAACUUACAGAAGCAACAAUGGCUUGAACUUGGCUAAUGUUGACAACAGCUUAUUGGUUGAUAUUUUACCAAAACAAAGAGUUUAUUAGAUUUGUAGUAGCAUAACAUACAUUGGAUAAUCAUUAAUACGGCCAAUUUGUGUUUACAACUGUAUGUAUGUAUCAACUAAUGUCCUUCGGUAAUCAGAGAUGAAACGCUCGGAACUUGCCGCGCAUCUCGUAAUUGUUCCGAUGUGAAUUUUAUUGUUUGUGUGUGUGUAGCAUUAGCUAACAAUAGAAAAUGGCUAUGUGUGUUCCACGGGGUUUGAAAACCGAUCACAAUGUCAUAGUAUAACUCAAACCAUAUCCCGUAGCAAGUAUAAGUGUAUGUAUAUAGCAUUAGAUAGAAGUAACAUCUCGUUUAUCCUCGUUUAAUGGUCGUUCCUGGAAAAGAAAAACGUCAAUGCAUAGACUAUAUAAACGAAGUCGCUCCAUAAAAAAGCAACCCGCCAACGCAUCCAGUUAGAUUGCAACCGUAGGUAACGCGAUGAGUCUCAUGCCACGAAUAAGCAUCUCGUAUAAACAGUUAAGAAAAAUAUCGGAAAAACUGUUACUAUUAAACCAAUGUCCUCGUCGUAUAGCUCGUACCUAAAUUUGUCAAUGCCAAUAACAAAACAUAACCGGUUUUUGAAUACAUCGUAUGAUUCUCAUUAUUUUUU
Messenger RNA from Spathaspora passalidarum NRRL Y-27907, 1911 nucleotides. It is a transcript of the gene CPA1, whose product is annotated as carbamoyl-phosphate synthase (glutamine-hydrolyzing). The record is from RefSeq and is a predicted model, not a curated record. NCBI's taxonomy places the organism in Eukaryota, Fungi, Ascomycota, Pichiomycetes, Serinales, Debaryomycetaceae. The transcript has a single exon. Gene Ontology annotation, molecular function: carbamoyl-phosphate synthase (glutamine-hydrolyzing) activity. Gene Ontology annotation, biological process: L-glutamine metabolic process; 'de novo' pyrimidine nucleobase biosynthetic process; L-arginine biosynthetic process. Bases 14 to 1303 code for a protein of 429 amino acids. Gene Ontology annotation, cellular component: carbamoyl-phosphate synthase complex; cytoplasm.